Molecule: messenger RNA, 11404 nt
Organism: Amphiprion ocellaris (clown anemonefish)
Lineage: Eukaryota; Metazoa; Chordata; Actinopteri; Pomacentridae
Gene: adgrb2
Product: adhesion G protein-coupled receptor B2
Exons: 35
Coding region: 921-6056 (1711 amino acids)
Biological process (GO): peripheral nervous system development; cell surface receptor signaling pathway; negative regulation of angiogenesis
Cellular component (GO): plasma membrane
Molecular function (GO): G protein-coupled receptor activity
Source: RefSeq, a predicted model, not a curated record
CAGCGAGGGCGCGCAUCUCUGUCCUCCGCUUGUGAAGCGACUGCAGGGGAGCCAGAUGCCCGACUGCGAGCCGCUGCCUGUGGAUACCCAUCACCCAAAUGCCAGAGCAGGCGAGAGAACCACAGACAUCCCCGUGACAGGGGAGAAAAAAAGAGCAGAGAAUAAAAGGGCAGUGAACGGAAUUGUUUCUUUUUUGUUUCUUCCUCUUCCUACAUUUCCUUUUUCCCCCCCCUUUUUCUCCUCCUCCUCCCUUCCACUCGCUCUCUCUCUCCUUGUGUUUCAUCCUCUGCUUCAAAUGAAGAGCUUCCUUGGACUUGGAGUACCGGGCAUCACUAGAAAAAAAUCCCAGUUAUCCUAUACUCUGCCUCUCCUCCUCCUGCUGCUGCGGCGCUGCUAACUGUGAGCGCGUCCUCCUUCCUUCCUUCCCUCACUGCUUUGGAAUAUACAGCGUGCCUAUAUGCGCAAAAACCAUGGAGAUUAUAUGACGUGGAUUUAUCUUUUAAACAAAACUGGCCAUCUACAGUAACGACGUCCCUUCUUCUUCUUCUUUUUUCAUUUUGCCUCUUUUUUUGUGCGUUCUUCUCUUCUUUCCUUUUAGCUCUGUGGCUACUUUAUGAUUUCAUGUCCUCCGCUUAUUUCUCCCUCGUUUCUGUUUUAUUUUGACACUUGAUUAUUAUUGUUAUUGGUUUUUUUUUUUUUUUUGGUCGCUUUUGGACACGCAGAAAGUGGGAUGCCUGGCAGAGAACAUUUGUGGCUGAGAAGAUUUCCGCGCAGCAGCGAGGGUGAAUGAAUGAUAGUCUCCUUCUCCAUCUGAGACGUGCCAUGGAUGGGAAACUUAAUUUGUAUCCACGGAACCGAUCGGGGAAUAGCCGUCGCAUCAAAUAACUACUGCUGACAGCGAUCAGGACGAAUGUCAUAGGAUGAACACUGCUGGUGGGGUGUGUCUGUCUGUGCUGUCCUCUCUCCUGGCUGUGGCUGGGGCCCUGGCUGCCGCGUCUGCCCUCGUUCUAGCUCCUCUCUCUGCCCUGGUUGAGGUUGCCUAUGGGGCUGCCGAUAGCAUCCCCAGCACCGGGGCAGAGGGGGCUCCCUCGCCCAUCUCAUCACCAUGUUCCAGCCUUGUAGCCGGGGUGCUCUAUGGCUCUUUCUCCCUAAGGGAGCUCUUUCCCUCCAGGGCGCCGGGUUGUUCCUGGUCUCUGGAAAACCCAGAUCCCACCAAGUACUCCCUCUACCUCCGCUUCACCCGCCACCCUGUCAUCUGUCGGACACACUCACCCAUGCUCCUGUCCCUUGACCACCACCUAGCCAAUCAAAGCUGUCCCCUUCAUUUACAGACGGCCACUGCCAGGGAUCAGGAAGUCAUUGAUCUCUGUGGCAGCCAAUCUAACUCAGAUGGACCUUACUCCUUCCUACAGUUUGAUAAGAAUUUUGUCCAACUGUGUCUAACAAGACAUCCAGCUGCAGACGAGCCUCAGGUAACUAAGGAACUGCUGGAGCUGAGACUGGUUGAAGUGCUGCUCAUUAACAAUGAGAACUCCAGUCAGUUCACCUGUGGCGUGCUUUGCCGAUGGUUUGAGGAGUGUUUGCGCACAGAUAACAAUGGAGACCAGGAUGUUUCAGAUGGGGAUGGUUGCGGGAUGACCCAGACUGGCUGUAUUUGUCCAAAUCACAACAUCAUGGCACCACCAGUUCCACUGCUCCCGGAGACGCCGCACACUUUCAGCAAUGGAUCGCAGGUUCCUGAUGACUGCUGUGUCACUGAACUGCAUUCCAGUGAUGCUAUCGCCAUAGCACCUAGGGAUGUCCGACAAGACCCGUAUGAUGACGAUCUCAAGGUGAAGACCCAAAGACCACGAUCAGCUGACCAGCCAGGUGUGUUUCAGGCACAAACAGGCGACCCUGCAGCAGAGGAGUGGUCACAGUGGAGUGUGUGUUCUCUCACAUGUGGGCAGGGCUGGCAAGUGAGGACCAGAUCGUGUGUUUCUUCUCCCUACGGGACGUUGUGCAGCGGCGCCCUGCGGGAGACACGCAUGUGCAACAACACCGCCUCCUGUCCAGGUGAACCUGGACUCAUAGGCUCAGUGCAUGGGCUGCAUGAGGAGUGGUCAACAUGGAGUCUGUGUUCUGUGACCUGUGGGCGGGGCUCCAGGACUCGAACCAGGAACUGUGUGGACGGAGGCGGGGUCGUGGCUUGUGGACGGCCUGAGAUUCAGACCAAACUCUGCAACAUAGCAGUGUGUCCUGUGGAGGGCCAGUGGUUGGAGUGGGGCCCCUGGUCCAAGUGCAGUGUGACGUGUAACACAGGAACCCAGCAGAGGCAGAGGCGCUGCAGUGCAUCGGUGCACGGCUGGGCUGAAUGUAAGGGCUCGCAUCAGGAGAGCAGAGAAUGCACCAACCCAUCAUGCAGCGGUGGAGGUAACUGGGGCAGCUGGAACCACUGGAGUCUCUGCAGCAAGACGUGUGACUCCGGAUGGCAGCGACGGUUCAGGAUGUGCGAGGGUACCGGAGUCCAGGGCUACCCCUGCGAUGGCUCGGGAGAGGAGGUUCGGGCCUGUAAUGAGAAGAAAUGCCCCGCACCUCAUGAGAUAUGCAAAGAGGAACACCUCCUCGCUAUGUCAUGGAAGAGAGCCUCCGCUGGAGAAACUGUCUACAACAAGUGUCCUACUAAUGCCACUGGAUCUGCUAGUCGUCGUUGUAUGCUGGACAAUAAUGGAGUUGCUUUCUGGGGUCCUCCGAGCUUCGCCAGAUGCAUCUCACUUGACUAUAGAUAUUUACAUUUAUCUUUACGAGAGCAUCUCGCGAAGGGUCAGAGGACCCUGGCUGGGGAGGGCAUGUCUCAGAUCGUACGGAGUCUCCUGGAGCUCUUGCAGAGGAGGAGCUACUACAGUGGCGACCUUCUCUUUUCCACGGAGAUCCUGCGAAAUGUGACGGACACCUUCAAAAGAGCAACCUACAUCCCAGCUCCCGACGACGUGCAGAAAUUCUUCCAGAUAGUCAGCCUCAUGUUGGACAUUGAAAAUCUAGAGAAAUGGGAGGAUGCUCACCAGGUCGCUCCCGGUGCCGCUUUGCUGAUGAGGAUAUUAGAAGAUUUCAUUCACCUCAUUGGAGAAGCCCAGAAGCCUUUUCAAAGUUUUCUAGUGGUUACCAACAAUCUCAUGAUAACCAUCCAACGAGAGCCAGUGUCAGCAGUUUCCAGUGAUAUCAACUUCCCCAUGAAGGGCCGGAGAGGAAUGAAGGACUGGGCCAGAACAGCAGAAGACAAGCUUUACAUCCCUAAAGAGGUGUUCACCAUCCCAGCCGAGGAGACAGAAACGGACUCGGAAUCUACAAUGUACUAUGUAAUCGGAGCCAUCUUGUAUAGGACACUGGGUGUGAUCUUACCUGCACCAAAUCCCCCUGCGGUGAUCAAUUCCAAGAUCCUGACUGUGACAGUACGACCGGAACCGCAACCCAGUGAGCCCAUGGUGGUGGUGGAGCUGUCACCACUUUUAAAUGGUACAUCGGAUCCUCAGUGCGUUGUCUGGGACUACGGCAACCCGGAAGCUGGCGCAGAAAACUGGGGCACAGAAGGCUGCCAAACGCUCGCGUCAACCACUGUCCACACCAAAUGCCUGUGCAGCAGAAUAUCCACCUACGCCGUGUUAGCGCAGCAAGCUAAAGACCCGGACAUGGGUCCUACCAGCAUGCCCUCUGUGCCCCUCAUGGUGGGCUGUGGGGUCUCCUGCACUGCUCUGCUCAUCCUGCUGCUAAUCUACGCUGCCUUCUGGAGGUAUAUCCGAUCGGAGAGAUCAAUCAUCUUGGUGAAUUUUUGCCUCUCCAUCCUGGCCUCCAAUUUAUUGAUUUUGGUUGGACAAUCGCAAACGCUUAGCAAGGGCCUCUGUACUGUGACUGCUGCCUUCCUGCAUUUCUUCUUCUUGGCGUCCUUCUGCUGGGUGCUGACUGAGGCGUGGCAGUCCUACCUGGCCGUCAUCGGCAAAAUGAGGUCGCGACUCAUUCGCAAGCGCUUUCUGUGCCUCGGCUGGGGUCUUCCAGCCCUCGUUGUAGCAGUGUCAGUGGGUUUCACCAGAGCAAGAGGUUACGGCACAGCCAGCUAUUGCUGGUUGUCCUUGGAGGGCGGUUUGCUUUAUGCCUUCGUCGGGCCUGCUGCUGUCAUUGUGCUGGUGAAUAUGCUCAUUGGAAUUGUGGUGUUUAACAAGCUCAUGUCUCGAGACGGCAUCUCAGACAAGUCGAAAAAGCAGCGAGCGGGUGUCCCAGCGGAGGCGCGUAGCCGACUGCUCCUGAAAUGCUCCAAGUGUGGCGUGAUCUCGAGCACCGCUCUGUCCAGCUCGACUGCCAGCAGCGCCAUGGCAUCUCUGUGGAGCUCCUGUGUGGUUCUUCCUCUGUUAGCAUUAACCUGGAUGUCAGCAGUGCUGGCCAUAACCGACCGCCGCUCAACACUCUUCCAGGUCCUCUUUGCCGUCUUUGACUCUGUCCAAGGUUUCGUCAUCAUCACUGUCCACUGCGCCAUGCGCCGAGAGGUGCAGGAUGCGGUGCGCUGUCGAAUGGGGGGAUGUAAAGACGACAGUGAAAACUCACCAGACUCCUGCAAGAAUGGACAGGUGCAGAUCAUGAAGUGUUCAAAUGUGGGCUCCUGUGGACAGCAGCGUGGCUCUAUGCGUUACGGCACCACCCUGUGCCUGUCGGGUUGCCACCAGCAGCCGCUGCCUCCAACGGCCCACCAGACAUGCCAGCAAGCCUGUCACCACAGUCUGCCCCGCAACAACUACGGGCUAGAGCACGGCCACGCUCAUGGCCACGCACAUGAGCACAAACCUCUCCUCAACAAUACCCACAACCACAACCACGCCCAUAAUCACAUCAGCAGCCAACCAACGGAUUUUGAGAAGGAUGUGGACUUGGCUUGUCAAACAGAGAGAGGACACCCAUUCAUUUUCAAAGAGGUGAACACCUGUAACCCAGCCACUAUCACUGGGACCCUUUCACGCAUCUCCUUGGAUGAUGAGGACGAUCCUAAGCUGGCAGCCCAUCAGGAGGGUGGAGUGGGUGUCAACUUCAGCUCCCUCCCUGGGAACAUCCCUCCUCCCAACCUUAUUGUACAGGUUCCACCCCUAGGAGGCCUCAAUGAGCUGAGCGAGACCCCCCUGAAGAAGGAGGUGAAUGUGGACCAGCAGAGACAGCAGGGGCAGCAACGCAGUGGUGCUCCAAUCUACCUGUGCACCGAGAGUGGCCUGGGCUGGGCUCGACUGCCAGCUUCCUCCAACACCUCCCAGGACGGAAGUGCCGGGAGCGGAGGAAGUGGAGGCGGAGGAGGAAGUGGCGGAGGCGGGGAGGGAGACUACAUGGUCUUACCUCGUAGGACGGUCAGUCUCAAACCUCCAGCGUCCUCCUCCCCGGGAGGAGGCGUGGGACUGGGGGGCGAGGACAAGCCUCUCAACAUCGCAGUGGAGGAUCCUCCCUUCCCCCCGCCUCCCUCCCCCCUGACCCUACACCCGGCUGAGAGUGAGGCCUACCCGGCGGAUUUUGUGCCGUCCAGUGUAGGCGACAUGAACAUCACCAUGAACCUCAACCGCUCCUAUGGGACGAUCAAAACCAUGCCCCAUGGGCACGGUCACCUGAUGGCUCAGGGUGGUCUUGUGCACUCCCACGGAGGACACAUGCAUUCCCAUGGGCAUUCUCUCCAGCUGAAGCCGGGCCAGAGGCCAUCAGUCAGACAGAUUCUGACAGGGGGAACUACAGUGGAGAGAACCAGGACCCUGCCACGCAACCUGGGCAGCACCAAUGCCAACACCAGCCUCUCAGCAGGAUCUCUGGAGAGGAAAAGAGUACGGUACUCUGAGCUGGACUUCGAGAAAGUGAUGCACACUCGCAAAAGACAUUCUGAGCUGUACCAUGAGCUCAACCACUCGUCCAAGUUCCACACCAUAGACAGGUAUAACAGGGACCCAGCCAUGUCCACAUUCAAGGUGCCCCCUCCCCCACCACCGAGGCACAACACAGAGCCGUCGCUAGUGCGCAGAACGUCCCUUGUUUACAAAGAAAGUCAACGUAAGACAUACUAAACCCAGCAUAAACCUCGUGCAGUAGAGCCCCCAUUAACUCACGCUAAAGUAGACUGGAACCGAUGCGCUACAUGUAACAGUAUAUCUAUCAUAGUUUGUCACUGUUUGUUCUGUAGGUGUGUUUUCAUGCAGCAAAACUGUGCUCAAUUAUAGUUUAGCAACUGUAACUCGGUCUGUCAAGCUUUGGAUCUGUCCACAUGUGUGAGAUGUGAUGUGUAUGUGUCUAUAUGCAAAGUGAGAAAUAUUACAUAUAUCUUUACCGUAGUUGGAAUACUAGGAACUACACCACAUGGAAGCUAAAGAUACUGAAUUUUCCCUGGGACAUGCAGCUUUAGCAGAAUUUUUUAAGGAUGAUAUCACAUGUGCACCCUUGAAGUGUACAUUUAACACCCUAAUACAAGGAUUUAAAAAAGGACUGGUUUAAAGUCAGUCAAAGACAGCAGUUUAAUACAUCUUAUGGAACUAGCAAUGACUGUGCUUACAUGGAUUUGAGUAUUGUGGUUACAACUGGGUUUCCCAGUUUUACGUUUGUGCAUGUAAACUUCAUAUCUCAAUUUCACAACCUGGAUAAGCUCUUAUCCUGGCUUUAAGAAGCUCAUAUCCUGGUAUUUAGAGACCUAGAUAUGCUCACUGGAGUACCCCCAAAGAAACUGAGCUACUGUUGCAUGUAUACAUGUUAUCCUGGUUUCUGACAGCUUGUGGCUACCUCAAUAGACACAAACAAAAACCAAGCGAUAUUUCCCACGAUUACUGUUUCACUGAUAUUGUAGCUGCUGCUUGUACUGUUUUUUUUUUUUCCUUUUGUUCCCAUGAACUGUUCAACUAUGUCACACAAUGGGUAAAUUAUCUCCACUUGGGGUCACUGAACUCCAUCAUGAUGAUUCUAUAUCAGUCAUCUUCAUCCAUGCUACCUGGCCCUACAUGGUGGCAAUAAGAGCCUGACACAGGUCAAAGUGGAGGACUUGUUCAAUACUUUCUGUCAGUGUCAUCUCCCAUUGCUGGAAAUAAGGUGGAUAAGCCAAAUCUGCAGCACUAUGUUGGCAUUUAAUCUUGCACAGCCAGCUAUUAGCCAAAGUGACCUCAUUUUCUAUAGCCACUGUCAGGUUAAUUUAAGGUUAGACUUAGAGUUAGCAGAAUGUCAGAUUAAAUUGCCUUUUUGUUUUGUAAUCAUCACAGACACUUGCACAAACACUAUGCAGUAAUCGGAACACUAGUGUUUUUCAUGCAUAUGUAGAUUUGAAAAACCAAAUAUCGCUGCACCUAAAACCAGGAUAUGCCUCAUAAAUGGGAUACUGGUAUGCAUGUAAGCACAAUAAUUAAUAUUAGUUCUAUUUGCCAGCUAAUUUUAGCUUAUAAAAUGUGAAAACCUCAGCGGUCUUUUUAGCCGGUAAGAUCAGCAGCUGCUAGGUACAAGUGAGAAUACAGCUAAGUGUAUCCCUGUUUAAAACAAAGUCCUAAAUAAAAUUUAGAAUAAAGUUAAAUCUGCCACUUUUUGCAUUGUGUGUGUGUGUGUGUGUGUGUGUGUGUGUGUGUGUGUGUGUGUGUGUGUGUGUGUGUGUGUGUGUGUGUGUGUGUGUGUGUGUGUGUGUGUGUGUGUGUGUGUGUGUGUGUGUGUGUGUGUGCAAUGUGGGAACAGAAAGCUUGACAGGCCGAGUAACUUGUAACUAAAAGUGAAUGACCUCAUCAGUGUAUAGACUAAUAUGUGUAAUUACAGUAACACAAAUGGUGUCAAACUAUAAAUUUACUUCAUGUAGCUGCUCGUCUGCUACCUGUCAGUGCUGCUUCAUUGUGAAGUGACUGUAUUUUGAUAAACCUUGAUAUUAUAUGCUCCCCUAGUGGUGUGUUUGUGUAACAGUUCGGUGCAUCAUAGCACAAACCCCUUCAGCAUUCAGGUAAUGAAUGCUAAUUCCCCUUCCUUUGUCAGGCUCCUAUGCAAAUCCAUAUAGAAAUACACAACCUGGAAGCAUUAUACCAGGAGAGGUGGAUUUGUAUGUUGGUCUGAUUUAGGACUGGAUUUUUCUUCCAUGAGGAACAAAACAUGGUGGGGAUUUUUGUUUGUUUGUUUGCUUUUAUUGUUGUUGUAUUUGUUGUUUUUGUUUGUGUUGUGACACCCCAUACAGUCGCCAAGUCCAUUUCAGUGCCUGAAAUAUGAUCUAAACACCACUGCCAAGUGGUAAAUCAGUUCAUAAAGACAAUGACCCAUCCAAACCGGUAUAUGAUCACUUCAUAAACCAUGAUAUUCUGACCAUAAACUAGCUCAUUGGCACUAAAAAGGGCCAAACACUAUGCUCUUUUGAAUGAGUGCUGAGGAGAGACUCUCCGAAAUAUUACAAAGGCAGAAAAGGGUCAGGAGAGACCUGAUCCAUUUUACUCUGGAAAGGUAGGAUUUCUGUGUUGGCUGUUUUGAGGAGAUGAGUGGAUAUCAGAAAAUGUCUCACACAGAGAGAUAUGGGCACUUUUUUUUUUUUUUUAAACUCACAUCUUAUCCAAUUUUCUGUGUAAGUGUGGUGGGCUUAAAGUGGUCUUGGGCAUUACAUGUGUCAUCACAGAUAGAAUCCACGUACUUCAAACUGUUGAAUUUUGCUUUUCCUUUUCUUUCUUCCUUGCUCCAUCCCACCCACUCAUAUUCUUGUUAGCUCUAUGUCACCUGGUAACCGGUAAACCCUGUAUUUAUCACAUGCAUAGCUGUCGUGUUGUGGUUAAUAGACGGAAAUGAAGAGGAAAGACGUGACCGGAAAAGGGGGAGUCCCCAUUAACCUCAAUGCUGAAAAUCACCUUGUCUGUUCUAUCAGGCUGCUGAAGCUAGCAGAGCUAUUCUUGCUGUCUGAAAAUAAAUGUAAAUGCAGCUCUGUGUUAUUUAUUCUGUUAUUAUUUCUGAAAAACAUAUGCAUGACCUUUAAAACCUAUCAGCAAAAUGCCGAACUGGUAAACUACGGCUAACAAAGGUCAGUUGGAGGCAUGAUCAUAUUUAUCUCAUGCCUCUUUUAGACAUCCAUAUCCAUUUCAGCGCAGAAAGCAACUAGUUUGCAUUCUGAAAACUAAAGAGUUAUACAGGUUUCUGUAUGUUAAUGUUAGGUUGUUAGCUCUUACUUUGCUUUGUUGACCCUGAAACAACAGUUGCCUAACAGGAAUCAAGUGGGUUUUUUGAUGCAUACACAUUCGUCUGCCCCCAUAUAAGAUGAAUAUUUGCAGGGUUAAUCCUUCCACUACACUCUGGUGGAGUGAAUAGAAAGUGUUCUUCACAUUAAUGCUAAUGCUGAAAAACAAAUUCAAAUCCUACCCUGCUUUAAGUACAGUGAAUGCUCUGGCAGGGGCCAUAUGGCCAGCAGAUGGAUGGAGUCCACGCUCAUUGCGUAUUCCACAAUUGGGGCAGGAUACAAAUGGAGUCAUUGGGGUUACCAAAAGACAGAGAGGAUGCAAUGUGGACCGAAGACAGUAAGUAUUAGCAUUAGUGUCGACACUAAUGUUGAGAUUUAGCGCAGCUUCUUGGCCUCUGUCACUGUUGAGUUAGCCUGUCGUUUUCUAUCCUUUCCACAGGGUUCAGGAGGUCAAAAUACAAAUUUGCAUGCAGUGCCCAAUGAUGCAGCAUUGUGCCUCGCUGUGUGUGGGAUGAACGGUGGGUGUGUGUGUGUGUGUGUGUGUGUGUGUGUGUGUGUGUGUGAAAGAGAGAGAGGGAGAGAGCUUGCACUGCAUAAUGGCUUGGCUGAUGUAUUUUUUAGCUCUCAAAUGGGAUAUAUUUCCAUCCCGUCGUCUGCUGCGUUCUUGAUUAAAUGAAGCGUGGAUUGGUUUGCCUCUCCGGAUAGACAGCGAGGAGCUGUGUGGAACGCGGUGGGAAGGAGAGAAAGACAAAGGCAACAAGUCUACUUUGUUGUGGAUUCACUGAUGCUGGAUCAGAGCAGGAGCGGCGAGCAAAUUUUCGAUGAUGAAAGAUGCGCUCGGGAUUCUACCUUAAUGGCUUAGUGUGAAUUACAUGAUGAAAUUCUUGUCUGUUAGGCUACAUAUGGAAAUGUAUUUUGAUACAGUCUGAGGGGAUUCUUGAUUUGUAAAGCCCAUGAAAGGGAGAUAGGGUCCUGUCUUUAUGCACAUGUCUGUUAUUGAUAUUCCAGCAAUGUUUUGAGGCCACUAUGAGGGAAUUUAGCGAAAGUAAUGUGUACGCUUUGAGGAUGUCUCCUGUAAAAUGAAGAUGUAUAAUUUUAAAUGACAAAGAGCCAGUUCUUGUUGAUUCAGGGAGGGCAAUUUGCCUGCGUUUUCUAAACCCAUAGGUCUUGAUAGUCAAUUUGCUGGCAUUAAGCUAAGGGGUUUCAAUUUCACAUUCCAGCAAUAAAGCAAGUCCUCCCCUCUUCUUCCUCUCCAUAUCUCAUUCUCUCCUCUAUUCGUCCUCACAGUUUGACAUUUUCUCUCUUGUUGUCUCCCCUUAUUUUCCAAUUUCUCCCUCUAAACUCAGCCCGCGGUGGCACGUUUGAGGCAUUAAUUGAAUAAUUAAUUCCUCUCAUUAGCUUGUUUUUAAUUAUUUCCUUGCCCCCUUCUCCAUGCCGAGUAUAAACUCAUCAGCUGUUUUCAUCCCUCCACACAAAUUGCCCAUGAAAACUGAGGGUUGGCGGAGUGUAGCUUUAGCACACUGGCUCUAUCAGUGGCUCCUAAUGAGGGGACGGAUAGUCCGGGCGGAACAAGCCUAACAGUGGCUUCGUGCACCAACAGGCACAAUACUAAUUUAGCUCAUUUAGUGUCCUUGGGCCAAUUAAAGGGAGGUGAAAAGGUCCGGAUCGCUAGCUGGAACUGUUUUCUCUGUAGGAGCUCCGGCCUUGGAUUGCACAGGCCCAGACAGCAGCAAACCGACCCUGUGUGUCUGAUUGCUCGUUUGUUUGCAGUGUGUUGCACUAAUGGAAUUUAUUUACCCUACAUUCACCAGAUUUGGCUCCUUUGAAGGGCCUUAUUAUUUGUGACACAGAUUCCUUCCCUGCUAAGGGGGUAAGUGGUGCUAAAGACGCUAUGCACGGUCUAUUUUUGAGCCCCUUAAUAAAUUAUGCCAGUGCUGAAUAGGCAAUCUUAGUUCUAUCAUUGUCUUGAUGAUAUAAUGAAAGAGAUAUGCAGUUCUGGCUCAGUGAUCCAAAGCCCACUGACAGCAAUAAAAUGACCAUCAUGUUCUGGCAUCCACUCGAUCUCCUCCUCUUUCAUUUUGUUCAUGUAUAAAUGUAAUUUAAGUUUGUUUCAUGUCCACCUCACACUCAGUGUAUGUCUUUUCUUUGCCUUACUGCUACAUUUUAUUGAUUUCUGUUUUUUUUUUGUUGUUGUUUGUUUGUUUCUUGUUUUACGUCCUUUGUUUGCUGACUGGGCCUGGUGUUGCAUGC